UGUAGAAAUAAAAAUAUGUUUCGUUCCGGAAUUCCGCUCAUUUUACUUUUAAUCCUACUCGUCCAAGGAAAGUCCUUUUCAUCGGUCGUCAGUGCAACCAGUGGCGAAACCCAUAAACUGAAAUUUCAUCUUCGGUCAGAGCGUAGCAUAGUCUCCAAGGAGCAAUUACUUCAGACGCGGAACUUUUUCCAGCUAUUCAACAUACCCUAUAUCAUCUGCUUCUUUGCGGCCACAGGCAAAUGGCCAUUCAUUCCGCCCUUACUUCAAGUCAAAGUCAAUCAGGUCAGCCGUUCGCUAUUUAUUCAAAACGAUGAAUAUAUAAAGAAUUAUUGCCAGGAAUGGAUUACAAUCGUUCAGUGCCACAGGCCAUUCCCCACAACUGAGGCACCAACGUCAACCAUGUCUACUACAACUAUGGAAGCAACUGAACCAGAACCGGAGGAAACGACAACUGAAUGCGUUUGCGGAAGACGAAGUAUUGCUCGAGUUCCUAACAAUGAAAUCGUCUUCCUUGAUAGAACGUUCGUGGGAAAUGUAAGUGUCGAGACAAUUCAAGCAACUAUUCAGUUCCUCAGGAGCUUGCUGCCAUUGAAGAGGAAGAAGCGACCAAGCAACAAAAACAGGGGCUAGACUACAAUAGCUGCAAGAUGAUAACAAGAUUGAGCGAGGACUCAGCAAAUAUUUAGAUGUUAGAAUUUUCACCAGAUAACCAAGUUUUCUAAAAAUAACAGCUUUUAAAUUUUCACUUUUAUGAUGUAUAUGCAUAUG
Molecule: messenger RNA, 768 nt
Organism: Hermetia illucens (black soldier fly)
Lineage: Eukaryota; Metazoa; Arthropoda; Insecta; Diptera; Stratiomyidae
Exons: 3
Coding region: 16-630 (204 amino acids)
Source: RefSeq, a predicted model, not a curated record